UGUCCCCAUAAACUAAUGACUCUCCUUUGCUCUCUCUCCCCUCUUAUUUUAUGCACUGUACCUUUCCUCCUCUCUCUUCUCUCCUCUGCCUUUUUCCUUCACUCUUUUCACUCACUCAAAAAGUGAAAACCCACUUCCUUUCUUCCAAAAACAAGCAUUCUCAUCUUCUUUUCCUUUUCUCUUCACACCACUGAGUGUGAGUUAGGGUUCUUCUACAUUCGCCCCCACCAUUGUUGAAACUUGAAACCCCGCAUUCUCCGAACCCCAUAGCUUCAACCUUCGGAUCAAAUGGAUAAGCACCUUCUCGCGCUGGCUCUCACUCUUCAGCUCCUACUCGCCACUCUCCAUGUUUCUGCUGCACCUUCCACCACUUCCCCUGCAAAAAUUGUUAGUGGGUUUCUCUCCAAUGCUGUGCCUGCUUUCACCAAGUGGGUGUGGUCGCUCAAGGCCACCACCAAAACGGCGGUUUCGAGCAGGUCAAUGAUGAAGUUUGAGAGUGGCUACAGUGUGGAGACUGUGUUCGAUGGAAGCAAGCUUGGGAUCGAGCCUUAUGCUGUUGAGGUGUUGCCCAAUGGGGAGCUUCUCAUUCUUGAUUCGGCUAAUAGUAACAUUUACAGGAUUUCGUCCUCGCUUUCUUUGUACAGCAGACCCAAGCUGGUGGCAGGGUCAGCCGAAGGAUAUUCUGGACAUGUUGAUGGGAAGCUAAGAGAGGCUAGGAUGAACCAUCCAAAGGGGAUAACUGUUGAUGACCGAGGAAAUAUUUAUGUUGCAGAUACUACAAAUAUGGCAAUUAGGAAAAUUGGUGAUUCAGGGGUCACAACAAUUGCUGGAGGAAAAUGGAGCCGUGGUGGGGGCCAUGUUGAUGGACCAAGUGAAGAAGCAAAAUUUUCUGAUGACUUUGAUGUAGUUUAUGUUGGAAGUAGCUGUUCGUUACUCGUCAUAGACAGAGGAAACCGAGCCAUCAGGGAGAUUCAACUCCAUUUUGAUGAUUGUGCCUAUCAAUAUGGCAGUGGAUUCCCACUUGGGAUUGCAAUGCUUGUUGGGGCUGGCUUCUUUGGUUACAUGUUGGCAUUACUGCAGCGUAGGCUCAGUACAAUUGUAGCAUCCCAAGAAGCUGAGGUUCCAGUUACAGUAACAUCUUCGGUUCCUCCUAGUCCAUAUCAAAAGCCCUUGAAAUCUGUCAGGCCUCCUUUAAUUCCAUUGGAGCAUGAACCUGAGAAGCAGGAAGAAGGUUUCUUUGGAUCCCUUGGGAAGCUUCUCACCAACGCUGGCGCAUCAAUGGUGGAGAUAAUGGGAGGAUUAUUUCCUUCUUUCAGAAGAAAAUCGCUGAGUCACCAAUUUCACCGGCAACCACUGCUCCAGCAGCCUCAGAAGCAAGUAAAUGCUUGGCCAGUGCAGGAAAGUUUCGUGAUUCCUGACGAAGAUGAACCCCCUUCUAUCGACACAAGAGCACCAACCCCACGAAAGACUUAUCCUUUCAUGUCCAAGGAUGCUGAGAAAAUGCAGCAACUGCGGCAAAGUCGAGCAUUCUACAGUGGAUGGGAUGGAGAUCUCCACCAGCAGCAACAACAGCAACAAAAAUAUCAGCAUCGUAACCAGUACCGAUCGUCGAUCCCCCACACAUACUACGAGCAGAGCCAUGAGACAACCAACGAAAUCGUGUUUGGGGCAGUGCAGGAACAGGAAAGGAAGCAAGAGGCUGUGGUUAUCAAGCCUGUGGAUUAUGGGGAGUCACCAUACGAACAUCACAAUAUUAGGUCUAGAAUGAGUUCCAUGGGUUAUGGCUACAACAGGUAUUGAGUAUAUAUAGUUAGGAAGUUUAGAUUUUAGGAGUAAUGACCUUAAUUCAACUUUGAAUGGAGAGGGGAAUGAAAUCAGGUAUAGGUAGUGGUAUAAUGAUUUCUUUUAGUGGGAUCUUGGUAAGGAGAAGCUGGUAAUCAUAGUUAUGAAUUGUUUAUUCAAUUUUGCCAAAGGUAGGUUGCUAUGGUGUGUAGUGUAAGCAGCAGCAGCUCUGGCAAUCAUGAUGGUGGGAUGGGAUCAAGAAAUUUUGCAUGCUAUUUCUUCUGAUGAUCUCAUCAACUUUAAAUGUCCAAUAGUUCUCUGAAGAUAAGAUAUUGUAAUGUUUUCUUUCUGUUCAAUACUUGUUUUCGUCUUAAACGUGGGCUUAACAUUUUCUGAAGUCCAACAAAAUCAAGAGUCUACAAUAUUAUACAAUAUUAGCCACAAUGUUGAACUAGUUUAUAGAAAAAUUGUAAUUUACAUCA
This is a messenger RNA of Cajanus cajan (pigeon pea), 2264 nucleotides long. RefSeq lists its product as uncharacterized. The record is from RefSeq and is a predicted model, not a curated record. Gene Ontology annotation, molecular function: protein binding. NCBI's taxonomy places the organism in Eukaryota, Viridiplantae, Streptophyta, Magnoliopsida, Fabales, Fabaceae.